UAUCGCUUUCGUUCGAUUUUCGAAUUCCAUAACAAGCGCCCGAAAGAACGGGAGCUGUUAGAUAGAUAAGUUAGGAGUUUAGAAAUAGUUACUAUAUUAUACAAUAAUUUAGAAUAAUUAAAUAUUAGCUUAUAAUACUUAAAAAUAAGUAAAAAAUGGAGGAGCUGUGGCGGGAUAGCAACAUAUUCUACAACGUCCUGUGUUUCCUGAUCACGGAGAAUGAGAAGCUGUUCGACCGGAGUGAUGCGCGGCUGUACUGGCGGACGGUGUUCCACCUGCUGGGUCUGCUGCACCACGGCUACAUCGGCCUGUACGCCGUCUCCCUGGACCUGCUCUCCCACCCCCGCCCGGAGAUCAGGAACCUCUACACGUACAGAUCCGCCUACCUCACCGGCUGGAAUUUCUCGUUCCAAAUAAUGUUCCUGUCUCUGUCAGUGCUGUACGACAUGCUGGAGUGGCUGGAGCACAGCGGCGGGCGGCUCGCCCAGCGCGUCCGCUACUGGAGGGACAUCAUCUUCUGCGGCAUGGUCGUCCCCUUCACCAUGUUCGUGACGCACAUGUUCUGGACGGUGUACGCGAUAGACCGGGAACUGGUAUUCCCGAAGGUAUUCGACGAGGUGGUGCCCUGGUGGUUCAACCACUGCGUGCACACCAACACCGGCGUCAUGAUCCUCGUGGAGACGCUCCUCCAGCCCCGCCCCUACCCCACCUGCAGGCUCAUCGAGGAGCUGCUGUAUUGGGUCAUCGCGGUGGCGUACGCUGUUGUGUUCUACACGAUAUUCUUCUCGACGAAUUUGUGGCUGUACGCGGUGUUCGGCGUGAUGACGUGGUGGCAGGUCUGCCUCUACCAGCUCUACAUCUGGCUCUCCUCCUACCUGGUCUACCGCCUUCAGUUCCCCCUCAACCGCCUCAUCCACGGCACCCCCGGCACCCCCUGCGAGGAGAAGACUCUCAGCCAGCAGGAGAUCAACAAGGUCAUGUCCGAGGAGGACAAGGCCAAAGAUGGCGACGGAACCUGGAGCCUGAAGUUCCGCAGCAUAAAGCCAGGCUUCGAGGGAACCAGACUGUGAUACAGAUAGCGAAAUAAAUAAAAGUGAUAGUAAUUUUAAGUAGGUGCAGGCCGCUUGGAAAUAUUUUACAUCAGGCUUAGGGCCGCCGUUACGGAAGAAAAGUGAUAGUUUGAAAAAAAUCCGUUACUAUGUCUUUCAAAUCUGCUGCAAACGUGUUGAUAAUUAACGACACGUUAAGGAUAUAUCUUCAAGUUAAAGUAGCAGAACGGACUGUGGAAAAUAUACAGGGAACCAGGAACCACGGUGUCUAACACAGCUGAAGAAUAAUAAACAAAAACAGACUACAGGACAUACUAGAUUGUAGCCGCUAGAAUCUAGAUGAAUCAUAAAACAUAUCCAUACUUAUGUCGAUAUAAAUGUAAUAAUAUGUAGUUAUGCCAAAGUGUAACCAAUUAAUUAUCCAUUAUACAAGAAAAAUACGAUAAAGGUUUUUGUUUCUGUGAUAUUAUUGUCUUACUGAAUAAUUAUAUGCAAAUAUAGACAAAAUAUUAUAAUUUAAUCAAUAAAGAAAUGAAUAAGUCAGUUUUUUCUACCGUUUAUAAACUUAAUGCAUUAUGAGUUAAUUAAUAUACACAGGAAACCAACGUUAUUUUAAGCGAAUGUACAUUAAGAAUAUUCUAAUUUUAUACGUUGACAAUAUUUAUAAUUAAUUAAAUGUAAUAUUAAGUAUAAUAUAAUAUAAGAUAAAAACAUAUCGAUAUCGAGUUAUGGGAUGAUCAUCUAAUGAGGUCCGAUAUGAUCACUCACGUGAGGAUCAUCACAUCUAAGGCCAAACUAAUUUGGCCUUCGCUGUGCUCAUCCUCACGAAACUGAUCAUUUCAUUUUUAUCUUAAACUUAUAGGAAUUAAAAGGACAUUAUAAGAAUUUAGAGCGCUGAAAGCUUUUGUAACCACUUGCCAAUCGCCAUGAAGAAGUUAGCUGCUAUUAGUACGGCGCCGAAAUACCGUCCCUAUAGUAGCGCACAAUAUAACAUAUUCGAUGUCAAAAUUAUUUUAACUUCUUUGGUGACAAAAAUUCGCAAUUAAACAUGAGAUGUUAUGUAUAUGUACAGAAUAUAAGAUGUGCGUUUAGUACAGAGUGAUGGGCCUAAGAACGCUUUCGUACCGCUGAAUUAGAUCCAAAUCCGAGAUUCACCGAUGAUACAGAGAUUUUCGAAACUAGAAACCGGAUUUAGUGACUGAGGGCAAAAACAACGCCAAAAUCGGCGUCAAAAUCAUUCAAAACUCAUAUUAAAAAACUAAAUAAUUUCGCCAAAUUUGGCGUUGUGGUGCCGCAAUUUAUGUGUUUCGGUUAUGUGCUUCGGCCUUAAGCUCUUCUACGGCUCUUACAGACCGUAUUCUGAGGGGUUCGAAUCGGAUUCAGAUCGGUUGUAGUGCGAAAUCGCUCUUACAUUGAAAAGUGUAAACCCCCCGUGAUUCGAUAUCGCCGAUGCAGCGGUCAGAGGUGCAUCGAUGUCAUUGCGUGCGAUCCCGCCAUUGGCUCCCAAUGUAUUGUAAUUACAACCUUAUCUAUUGUAAUUAAAUAAUAUAUCAAUAAACCGUAUUAUCGAGGA
Molecule: messenger RNA, 2622 nt
Organism: Aricia agestis (brown argus)
Lineage: Eukaryota; Metazoa; Arthropoda; Insecta; Lepidoptera; Lycaenidae
Product: androgen-dependent TFPI-regulating protein-like
Exons: 4
Coding region: 156-1070 (304 amino acids)
Cellular component (GO): membrane; endomembrane system
Source: RefSeq, a predicted model, not a curated record